Messenger RNA from Drosophila navojoa, 2088 nucleotides. It is a transcript of the gene IP3K1, whose product is annotated as inositol-trisphosphate 3-kinase-like protein. Lineage: Eukaryota; Metazoa; Arthropoda; Insecta; Diptera; Drosophilidae. Gene Ontology annotation, molecular function: inositol hexakisphosphate kinase activity. The record is from RefSeq and is a predicted model, not a curated record. Gene Ontology annotation, cellular component: cytoplasm; nucleus. Gene Ontology annotation, biological process: phosphatidylinositol phosphate biosynthetic process; inositol phosphate biosynthetic process.
UAAACCAGUUAGUCGGCCGACAGAGUAGCACGCGUGAACAAGUGAAUGACGCUUCGUGUGAGCUGAAUAUCAAUUGAAGUUCAAACGGCUUUUUAUUUCACAAAAUACUUCGCACAGCGGGCACAAGAGUGAACUCACGCAAAAAAUAAAAUAUAAUUUAACAGAGCCGAAGCAGAAGCGAAGCCGAAGGCGUAGUGAAGUGCAGUGCGAGAAGCGCAGUAGAUAAACGCAAAUGCAGUGUGCUAAUGUAAUAGAGAACACAGCAAAAUACAUGCAAGAAUAAAACAUAUUAGCAAAAUAAAAUAUGCAAAUCUGUUGAGCAUAGCGCUGAACAGAGUUACUUAAAGCGGGAGAGACAGAGCUCACAAGUGUUGUGCGACGGACAGCUACAUAGAACCCAAACCAAAUGACUAUGACUUCCACAGUGCUGCAGCGCCCCACAGCAACAACAGCAACGACGACAGUGGAAAAGCAAGCUGCAAAAGCAACAGCAACAACAGCAAGAAGAACGCGCUCCACCAUGGCCUGGUCGCAUGAGAAAUUGCGUUUCUCAUGCAUCGACAACAUUGGCCUGAAGCAGUUAUGGAAACUGAUUGCAUUGGAUACGGCAACGCCGCCUGCCGAAAAGUCUGGCAAUGCAGAGCACCAGCAGCCUAAAGCAACCAGCAACUGCAACAAUAACAGCAACACUGAGCGCCUAGCCAUAGCCUACGAUAACUGCGACAGUUUGGCCGACUAUUUGAGCCUGCAAAGAGGAGUCGCUCAGGCCCGACUCGUGGAGCCAUCGAUGCCCACGACACAGCAGCACACGUCGCUGCUCAAGUUCUUGGCCAUUAACGCAUUGGAACUGAGUGCCCCUGCCACACCCUUGCUGCUGGAACAGCAACAGACGCAAUCCAAGCCACACGGCUGGAUGCAGCUUUCCGGUCAUCCUGAGAGCAUCGUGCCUACCUCGUCGGGCAUUGUGCGCAAGAGGAUCGCUGGCAUCGAAGACAGCGAGGUGUUGGCCUAUCAGCAAAUCUCGCAGGAGCCGAAGACCUCACAGAUUGUGCCCGCCUACUUUGGAUUGCGGGAGCUGCAGGGACAGCAUUAUAUCGAGCUGCAGGAUCUGCUAGCGGGCUUCAAGGAUCCGUGUGUGAUGGACAUCAAGCUUGGUAGUCGCACCUUUCUCGAAUCAGAGGUCAGCAAUCAGACGUUGCGUCCGGAUUUGUAUCAGAAAAUGAUUGCCGUGGACGCCAGUGCACCGACGCCUGCAGAGCACGAGGCUCAGGCGGUUACUAAGCUACGCUACAUGCUCUUCCGCGAGUCGUUGUCCUCGUCGCACACCAAAGGAUUCCGAAUUGAGGCGCUGCGCCUGCGUGGACGUGCACCUCUAAAGGAUCUCAAGACGUGCCGCAGUAGCGAGCAAAUCUCACAGACUAUCGAGCAGUUCCUUGCCGCACGCAGAUCCGUGCAGAAGGAACUGCUCAAGCGGUUGAAGCACAUGCGCCUGGUCAUCGAGCAGUCGGCGUUCUUCAAUCGCCAUGAAAUAAUUGGCUCUAGUUUGUUCAUCGUCUACGACGACCAUCGGAUGGGCGCUUGGCUCAUUGACUUUGCCAAGUCCCGGCAGCUGCCACCACACCUGUGCGUCAAUCAUCGCAGUCCCUGGCAGCCAGGCAACCGGGAGGAGGGUCUGCUCCAUGGCAUGGACGAGCUGAUCCACGCCUUCGAGGAGGUGUAUGCGCGCAGCAGUAGUCAUCGCAGCUGCUUGAAAAUCUGAGCAACAGGCUCCCAGUUUCAGCGUGCACCAAUUGCUACGCAUUUGCCCACAGCCACGCCCACCUAUAGGCACAUAAGACUGAUUUGCACGUCGCCCAAAAAGAGGAGAGGAGUACGAAGAGCAGAAGGCCUUCAUUGCAUGCGACGCAUUUUAACUAUUUUCCAUAUUGGAAGCAAAACAUAAGCGCCAGAUCUAUCUAUACAUCAUAUAUACAUACAUAUAUAUGUAUAUAGAGAGAACGAUUAGUAUUGAGCACCAAGCAGCAUUUUGUUUGAUUGAAAAACAGGUUUAACUUGAUUAAGUAUUUAAGUUUAAGAGAGCAGGAGAGA